GGCCCCAAAACUUCGUCAACUCCCUCGCCCCGUCCAACUCCUCCGACUCGAUACAGAGGGAGGCGUGGGGAGGAGGAUCUCUGCUCUGGAGAGAGAGGCUUCUCGUGAGUCGUGAUUUUUCUCCCUCGGAGGCUCGAGAAUCUGCGUCCAUGUCCUACCAGGAUAGAGUCAGCGCCUACCCUCCCCCAGGGUACCCGCAAGGGGCGUAUCCAUCUGCUCCUCCGGCGUGUGAAGAAUGUCUCCAUGGUUAUCAGCCAGUCCCACCGCCUCCACCACCACCGCCACCUGGUUACCAGCAAGGCUACCAGGGUUACUUUAGCCAGGGCUAUCCACCACCUCCUCCGCCGUACCCUCCUCAGAAUUAUUAUUAUCAAUACCAGAGGCAGCCGAGCUAUACUUCAUUUUUAGAAGGAUGUUUGGCAGCCCUUUGCUGUUGCUGUCUUCUCGAGGACUGCUGCUUUUAGGUGACUUUCAAGCAUGCAGACGUCAUAAUGAAUGUGGUUUUCUCUCGAUUAUCUCCAUGCCAUUUAGCGUCAUCGGAUUGUCAUGCUUUGCAUAGGUGAAACGGAAGAUGUAUUUAGUUGGUCCUUCGUGCAUAGGAGGUUGUGACAAGCAAAUGUAAUUAUUCUUCAUUUGUGUUGAUAAACUGGCUGUCCUGCUGUUUAAUAUUACGUAUUUGUUCAUGCAUUUUGUUGGGUUGUUGAGCGGCUGUCCUGUUUCUUUUAUUUAAUGAAUUAUUAUUUAAUGAAUUAAUGUUACUUGUCCAUAUUAAUUA
Nymphaea colorata (pocket water lily) is the source of this 775-nucleotide messenger RNA. RefSeq names its product cysteine-rich and transmembrane domain-containing protein WIH2-like. The record is from RefSeq and is a predicted model, not a curated record. Lineage: Eukaryota; Viridiplantae; Streptophyta; Magnoliopsida; Nymphaeales; Nymphaeaceae. The transcript has 3 exons. Bases 150 to 464 code for a protein of 104 amino acids.